AUGGCCCAGCCAAACCAUCCCGACAUCGCGAACAAGCCCGCCCAGGGCAUCUCCUACUUCACCCCGGCCCAGGUGCCCCCCGCAGGAUCCGCGGCGAUCCCCCAAUCCGAUGGAUCGCAGCCUCCCAAGCUCUUCACGUCGUUCCAGGUUCGAGGUCUGACUUUCCACAAUCGCAUUGGCCUCUCCCCGCUAUGUCAAUACAGCGCCGACGACGGACACAUGACCGACUGGCACAUGGCGCAUCUGGGCGGCAUCGCUCAGCGCGGUCCUGGAUUCUUGAUGGUCGAGGCAACAGCCGUGCAAGCCAAUGGUCGCAUCACUCCACAAGACCACGGACUCUGGAAAGACUCCCAAAUCGAACCGCUUCGCCGCGUGAUCGAAUUCGUCCACAGCCAAAACCAAAUCAUCGGCGUCCAAAUGGCGCACGCAGGCCGCAAAGCCAGCACCGUGGCGCCCUGGCUCAGCAUGGCCGACAUGGCUACCGAAGCAGUGGGCGGAUGGCCCGAGAAUGUCAAGGGACCCAGCAACAUCCCCUUCCACGACAAAUUCCCCACUCCGCAGGCCCUGACCAAGGCCGAAAUCGAGCAGUUCAAAAAAGACUGGGUCGAUGCGCUCAAGCGGGCCGUCAAGGCCGGCGCCGACUUUGUUGAGAUCCACAACGCCCACGGCUACCUGCUGAUGAGCUUCUUGUCGCCGGCCACCAACAAGCGGGCAGACGAGUACGGCGGCAGUUUCGAAAACCGCACCCGGCUGACGAUGGAGGUCGCCAAGUUAACCCGCGAAACCGUUCCGAAGGAUAUGCCCGUGUUCCUGCGUGUCUCAGCCACCGACUGGCUCGAGGAAUCCAUGCCCGAUGAGCCCAGCUGGCGCGUCGAGGAUACGGUCCGCUUAGCCAAGGCGCUGGCGGAUAGUGGCAACGUCGAUGUGCUGGAUAUUAGUAGUGGGGGGAACCACCAGAAGCAGCAUAUCCAUGCCAAGGCCGCCUUCCAGGCGCCUUUCGCGAUCGAGGUUAAGAAGGCUGUGGGCGAUAAGCUGAAGGUCGGCACGGUCGGAAUGAUCGACUCGGCCAAGUUGGCUGAUUCGCUGGUGGAUAACAAUGAUCUGGACUUUGUUCUGGUUGGACGAGGCUUCCAGAAGAACCCUGGCCUGGUGUGGACGUGGGCGGAGGAGCUCGAUGUCGAGAUCUCCAUGGCCAACCAAAUUCGCUGGGGCUUCUCCAGCCGCGGUGGUGGCGUCUACUUGAAGAAGCGGACUGGGAAGAUGUAG
Molecule: messenger RNA, 1266 nt
Organism: Penicillium argentinense
Lineage: Eukaryota; Fungi; Ascomycota; Eurotiomycetes; Eurotiales; Aspergillaceae
Product: NADH:flavin oxidoreductase/NADH oxidase
Exons: 2
Coding region: 1-1266 (421 amino acids)
Cellular component (GO): intracellular anatomical structure
Molecular function (GO): NADP binding; NADPH dehydrogenase activity; FMN binding
Source: RefSeq, a predicted model, not a curated record